AUGACAGUAGGAAAAGAUGUGUCUAAGUUAUUUUUCCCAGUUUUGAAAUGCGUGGAAACUUAAUCUCUCGAACUUAAAAAGCUCGUUUAUCUUUACAUCAUUAACUAUGCCAAGACUUAGCCAGAUCUUGCAGUACUAGCAGUCAAUUCUUUCCGUAAAGAUGCUCGUGAGCGUAUAAACCCCUUGAUCAGAGGACUUGCAAUCAGAACUAUGGGAUGCAUUGGAGUAGAAGCUAUGCUUGAUUAUAUGUGCGAGCCUUUGAAGGAAUCUUUAGAAGAUCCAGAUCCUUAUGUGAGGAAAACUGCAGCCAUAUGCGUGGCAAAACUCUAUGAGGUAAGUCCACAGAGAUUCGAGGACUUUAAGUUCCUGCAACAAAUGAGGAAGCUUCUUACAACUGAUGGUAAUGGCAUGGUUGUGUCAAAUACUGUAGCAUCUCUUUCAGAUAUUCAAAGUGCAAUGGGAGGAGUGCCACCAAUCGAAAUGACUCAAGAAAUUCUCAAUAACCUCUUAAACGCCAUCACAGAAUGCUCAGAGUGGGGUAAAGUUUAUAUUCUAGACUAUCUUGCUAACAAUAUGAUUAAUAACCCCAAAGAUGUCGAUGAAAUCAUUUAAAGAGUUAUACCAAAUUUGGUAUUGCAAAAUGUGGCUGUGGUAUUAUCAGCAGCAAAAGUGAUCAUUAAAUAUCUCGACUUUGUCAACGAUACUGAGAAGAUUAGAUCUAUCUGUCGUAAGAUGGCCCCACCACUUAUAUCGCUAAUGAACAAUGAUCCAGAAGUCUAGUAUAUCGCAGUGAGAAACAUCAAUCUCAUCAUUUAAAAGCGCCCCUACAUUAUUGAUAAGGAAGUGAGAGUAUUUUUCUGUAAUUUCCAAGAUCCACUCUAUGUCAAGUUGGAAAAGCUAGAAAUUAUGAUUAAGUUAGCAGAUCUAAAGAAUGUUGAUUCACUCCUUAACGAACUUAAGGAUUAUGCCUAAGAAAUCGAUGUAGUAUUUGUGAGAAAAUCUAUCUCAGCAGUGGGUAGAAUUGCUAUUAAACUCGAGAGAGCAGCUGAUAGAUGCAUCUAAGUGCUUCACUAGUUGAUUAAUACCAAAAUUGAUUAUGUUGUUCAAGAGGCUAUCAUCGUCAUCAAGGAUAUCUUCAGAAAGUAUCCUAAUAAGUAUGAGAGUAUCAUUAAGGAUCUUUGUGAGAAUCUGAAAGCCUUAGAUAAUACAGAUGCUAGAGCAUCAAUGAUAUGGAUUAUAGGAGAAUAUGGUGAGAGAAUAGAUAAUGCAAUCGAUCUUAUGCUUAACUUUAGUGAGAACUUUAGAGAUGAGGCUAAGAAAGUUUAACUUGCCAUUCUUAAUGCAUCAGUAAAGUUAUACCUUAAACUUGAAUCAUAAGCUGAGGAUUUAGUUCAGGAUGUACUUAAGCUAGCCACUGAUGAAAGUGACAAUCCAGAUUUGAGAAACAGAGGAUAUAUCUAUUGGAGAAUGCUUUCAACAAACCCAGAACUAGCUAAACGCAUCAUAUUAAGUCAAAAGCCAACUAUUUCAGAGGACUCAUCAACUAUUGAACCUCAACUGCUAGAUAAACUUAUAGACAAUGUAGGAAUGCUUAGUAGUAUUUAUUACAAACCUCCUGAAGCUUUUGUUAAAAAGAUUCGUGAUAAGAUUAAUGAAAGACUCGACUUAGAAAACGAGGAUGAUGGAGCAGGCAAUGGUCCUAAGAGUAAAGAUCAAGAAGAUUAUAUUGAUUCAUAGGGAGUUAAGAGAUCUGAGUACUUAUAGGAGUAGCCAGGAUAAUAGUAAUAAUACUCAAACUUCCAAGAUCUAUUGGGAGUGGAGGAUAACUCAAAUACAGGUACUGGGGCAAUUGAUGAUCUAUUGGGAGGACUAUCUACUCCAACUCAGCCCUAAGUGAAUUCCUAGCCUCUUUCUAGUAUCACUGACUUGGAUGAUUUACUAGGAGGUGGUUCAACUUAAAUCAAUACUAAUACAAAUUCGAAUAUGGGAAGUGGAGGCAAUUAUGUUUCAGAUUCAUUACUGGAUCUUGAUUUGGGAGGAGGAAUCUAAACUGUUUUGAAUUCAUAAAAACCAGGUGCUAUGAAUAAUCAAGUUGGCUUCCAAGUGGAAGCAGCAUUCCAGAGAGAAAAUGAUAAUCUUGUCUUAGAACUUAAGCUGACCAAUCAUUCUCAGCAAGUCUUAUCGGAUUUCCUUAUGAAGAUUAACACCAAUUACUAUGGAGUUAAUGUAGUCCACCCAUUCCCAAGUGACCUUACAGUUAGUCCAGGCGAGACUAAAUUUGUUAAACUAUCUUGCGCCACUAUGAUUAACAAUGGUCAGACUGCUCCUGCAAAGCCCCCUAUUCUAAUCCAGAGUGGCAUCAAGUGCAAUCUAGACCUGUUCUACUUUGACAUCCCCAUGCUGUCACAAGUCUUAUUCACUCGUUAAUCUGGGGGCAUGAACACUUCACAGCUCUAAAUGAUGUGGGAGUCAAUUCCUUCUCAGCCAGACAACUACUUCACAGUAGCUAGCAUGUCCCCCUAAGUUUCAAACGCUCAUGCUAUGAUCUCUAGACUCCAAGAUAAUGGAGUUUACUUCAUGAAUCAAGGCACUAACGAGAAUGGCUUUGAUGCACUCUAUGUAUAUGCAGUGCCUGUGAAGUAAGACGAAGUGGUAGUGGGUGAGAUAUCCAUAUCAUCCACAGGUGUAGUCCUGCAAGCCAGAUCACCUGCUAAGCAUAUGGUGUUGCUUUUCUUGCAAAGCAUGAAUUUCUUAUUAUGUUCGAAUGCUUGA
Molecule: messenger RNA, 2772 nt
Organism: Stylonychia lemnae
Lineage: Eukaryota; Ciliophora; Spirotrichea; Sporadotrichida; Oxytrichidae
Source: the annotation of a GenBank genome assembly